This is a messenger RNA of Caenorhabditis angaria, 4452 nucleotides long. The record is from the annotation of a GenBank genome assembly. NCBI's taxonomy places the organism in Eukaryota, Metazoa, Nematoda, Chromadorea, Rhabditida, Rhabditidae.
AUGAAAAUUGAAGGUUUGUAUUCUUUGGGGAGAAAUAUUCGUGUUUCUUUCUUUAAAAGUGCACAUAUGUUUUCGGGGUGUAAUCCGAUUGGCAGCCGAAAACAAUUUGAAAAAUGUCUCCUUUGGGAAUUUGACACGGUGUUCGAAUAGAAGUCUGAGCUAUACGAAUAAAAGAAAUCUCUUGUUUUUUUGGAAGAGUGACGAAUUGAGAGAAAAACAUAAAAUAUUCUGAAAAUUCUUUUUACUCAAAGAGCUUAGCCAUGGGAAAAAGGGAAAUUCUGCUUCAAAAAAUAAAUUUGUGUUUCAGUUAUUUCUGCGGUUCCUCAUUCAACAUGUCAUCAAGCUGUUUUAUCACGUAGAAAUCAAUCAAUAAUAUGUGCGGGACCAUAUGAAGUUCUUCCACUAGAAACAUGUUUUGAGCCUGUAAGUGUUUUCAUUUUGGAUAAUUUUUGGUGGAUAACUUUCCGUCAAAACUAGUAAAGUAUAAAUAUUCAAUUUCCUCUUCUUUUCUUUUCCUUUUUUCUGUUUCGCCCUCAUUUUCCUCAUGAAUAAUUGGUUUCUUUUUGUUGUGUGGAACCCUCCCAAUUUUGGUUGGCAACAACUAACAAAAAAGAUAUUACGAACAAGUUUAAUGGCCAUUUUCAACAAUGAAAGAAAGUGUUCCCCGAUUUCUUCAUGGUUCGUUGAAUAACCGGAAAUUUUUAUUCAAAAAAAAAGUGGGAAAGGAAGGGAAAAAGAUUUGGGAGAAUUUGUUUUUCAACACUUUGCAGAAGCAGAAGCUGUCAAAAAUCCCAAUCAGAUAAUUCUAAUCGUGAUUCUUCAUCUUUUUGUUAGGGUUUUGAGAUUCGUAUAGAUUUGACCCAAUAGGACACUUUUUAAAAAGAUGAACAAAUUUCAAAAAAAAAUUCGAAAUAAAAAUUAAAAAAUAAAAUUUACGUAAAACAACGUCGAGACUUUUUAAAUAAAUCAUUUCCUGAAAUAAUCAGCUUUUGAAUUCACAUUUUCCCAUCUACAGUAAUCCUUAUAUAUUGUUCUUAUUCUGUAAGUUUUCCUGUUGUGGCCAUAGCGAAUAAAAAUACUCCCAAUAAUUCUCUGAAAGCUACAGUAAUCCUGUGUUCUCCAAAUUCCAAAUAGUUUAAAUUUGGAGAAUAAUUUUCGAUGAAAAUAAAACACAUUGUUUUCGUGAUUCUUAAGUAAAAUUGUAAUUUUUUCAGUUGCCGAGUACAUCUUCACUUUCGGAUUGUGCAAUUGAAUGUCUUGAAUUGGCAAACGAUGAAAGAUCAAUCGGAGUUGCCACAAAUUCAUUGCUUAAAAUCGUCGAUAUUCAAUCGGGAAGAGAAAUUAGAAAUUUAACGGGACAUACAUUACCAAUCACCUCAUUAGCAUCUAGUAAAUUUUCAGUUUAUAGUUGGGUAAGAAUUUAUUUCGAAUUGUGUUUUUAUUAUUAAUAUUUAAUUUACAGUAUACUGGUUGUUCGGAUACAUCUUGGGCUCAAUGGGAUACUCGAAUGCAUCCUUCAAAAGUUCUGGGAUCACGAACAAAUGGUGUAAUUCGAAGUAUUGCUUUAUCACCGGGUGAUCGAUUUAUUGCAAUUGGAACUGAUAGUUCUAUACAAUUAUAUGAUGCAAGACAACGGGAAUAUGUUAAACAAUUUAAUUGUUCGGUAAGAAUUUGAAAAUUCGAAAAAAAAGUUAUUUAUGCUCAAUAUUCAGGGUCAUCGAUUGGAAUUUAAUCCUACUGAAGUACUUUUAUCAUCAAUUGGACAUGAUCGAAUUGCUAGAUUUUUCUGUUUAGAAAGUCUUGAAAUGAUAUCUCAAUCGGAUCCAUUUUUAGAUGAUAUUCAAGCAUCCGCUUUUGAUAGUUAGUUAUCCCAGAAACCCUACUCUAAUAAAUCAAUAAAUUCAGCUCAUUUGAUGAUAACUGCCACAAAUGAUACAAUAAAUUUAAUGACUUGGGAACCUUGUGAUAUUUUAACGACAGUUCCAUUGAAAAACGUUGAAAAGGUAAAAUUAAUCAAAGAUUCCCGAUAAAAUCUAUAUAUUCAAAUUAAAUUCAGGUUGUGAAUGUUAGUGUAAAUAAUGGUGUCGAACUUGAUUUUAUCUGUAUUGGCGAAACAACAGAAAGACUUGAAAUGCGAUCUUAUUCUAUCGAGGUUCGAUUUUUGAAUUGAAUUAUUUAUUUUACAUUUGUUUUUUUAGGAACUUUUGUCUUAUUCGCCUAGUCACGAGUUAUCUGGCAGUAUUUAUGAAGAAGAUGAAGAUAUUUCAACUGAUGUUUCCCCAACAGAUGAGGUCAGUUUAUUAAAAAGGUAGAAAUAGACACUGAAAAAUAAAUCAUUUCAAAAAAACAAUACUACCGUAGUUUUUCUCUUGUUUUUUUGUGUGUGUGGGGGUCUCGACGCGAAGAGAUGCAUUACAGUAGAAAUUUUUGUGGCGUCUUUUGUGACAAGCAAAACAAAAAAAUUUCAAAAAAACAACUUUUGAUCUUCGCGCGAGUUUUUGGCUUCAUUCAGUUCAAAAUAUUUCAGGUUAAAAGCAUCGGUUCGCCCCUCGACGGUUCAUUAUUGAACAAGAAAAUGUCUGCUGAAUCACCGGAAAUGUCAACUACAACUUCGUCAGAUUCUGUAAGUUAUAUUUAUCCAACUUCAAAAACUAUCGAAAGAAUGCAUUUGUUCAGAAUUCGUUGGAUGGUUCGUCAUCAUCCAGUCCAUCAAGUCCUUUGAGAGCAGCUCCAGUGAAAACUAGAUCAAUGUCGCAAAAAUCGACAUCGGCAACAUCGACGAAAUCCUUGAAAGUAUCAACAACAAAAAAGGAAGGAAGUCAAACAAGAUCAAUAACACCGGUCAAUUUGAAACCACCAAAUGCAACACAAAAAGCUGGAACUCAUCCAAGAUGUUCAUCAACAAGUUCAAGAGGACCUUUGAGAUCAAAACAAUCACCAUCCAUGACCGAUCUUCGAACAAAAACAUCAUCAUUAUGUGGAUCUUCGCAAUCUUUGGCCAGUGAAAGAGAUCCGAAAAAGCGAUCGGCAUCAACUCAGUAAGUUAAAAAGUUAUUAGGAUUCAAAAUGGAGUGGUCAAAUGAAAAGAUAUUUAUUUAUUUGAUACCAUGACAACCUGACAUGUUAAGAAGAAGGAGAGAAAAAAGAAAAUGACCAAAUCCUUUUUCUCUUCGUCUUCUUCCUUGAAUAAAUUAUCAUAAUAUUUUCAUUCGUAUUUCUAUAUUUAUUCUUGGUAACUAAAUACUUUUAGCAACAAGUACAAAUCAUUAUUUUUUCUUUUUUUUACGAACGAAGAAAAGAAAAUUGCUCUCAGCUCAAAGGGUUUCCUUUCUCUUUUUAUUUCUUGCCUAAAUAUUUCACUUUUAUUCCAUAGUCUUUUUUUUUCAUUUUUUUUGCUAUGAUGACUAUGAGUAGUUAUGAAUUGAGUGAAUUGGCCGAUAAUCGAACAUUUCGAUUAGUUCGAAGAUCGAAUUCUACGAAAGCACCUAAAAUAAGAAAUACAAGUGAAAAUUCAAAAAGAAGGUUUAAUUAUUGCUUUUUUAAAUUUCAACUCGGUUUAAUUUUUCAAAUUUUCAGAAGAAACACUGAUGCAUUCACCAUACAUUAUAUGGGUCGACCAAGAACUCCAAGCGAUUCGGAUGUUUUUGCGGUUGGUCCAAUUCAACCUUCGAAACCAAAAAACUCGAAUGGAUUGUCUACAAAGGUUGGGCCAAAUCGUCGAAAUCCAUCGCCAUCAACUGGAAAAACGGAAACAUUGAAAGCAUCGCCAUUGAAAAAGAAAAAUAGCAAAAAGUCGGCAUGGCACAAAGAUGACGACACAAUCAAUGAUUUCGAAAAAAGUAUUGCAAGAUCUGUGAAUGGUGAGAAUAAUAAUUUUUCAACAUAAAAAUUUAAAAUGUCAUUUUAGUGACCAAAUCUGUCAACAAAGUUGGUUCACGAGAUGGAAUUGAAGGAAUGUUGAAAAACAGCCGAUAUGAUGACGAAAAAUUGACUGUUUGUGUUCGAUUUUUGAAUCGAAGUUCAGAAUGGACACUCAAUUCUUGCCACAUGUAUUUGCCAAUUUUGAUUGGUUAGUUUUUUUUUUUUUUGAAAAACCAUUUAGCUUCAAAUCAAUUUUUUUCCAGAUAGGAUACUGGCAGCAGACGCCGAGAUUCGAUCAACUGCUCUCUCAGGACUCGAAUGUAUUUCAACAUCAAUGAUUGAUAGACUGGUGAAAUUCUCACAAUCGAACCAACGAAUCGGAGUCGAUGUUGCGGCAGAAGAAAGAGCCGAUAAGGCGAAGUUUUGCAUUGAUGUAAGUAUUUAUUCGGCAAUAUUCAAAACAAUUUACCAAAUCUUUUUUUCCAGAAAAUUCGCGAAUUUGUUCAAAAACGAGACUGGUAUUAUAAACAGCUCGAUGAAGACACAAUAGAACGUUUGGACACAAUUCUCGAACAUUUCAAAACUGUUUGA